AUGGAAUUUCCGGACCUUGGGGAACACUGCCAGUACGAGAGUUGCAACCAAACAGAUUUCCUGCCACUUCAAUGUAAAUGUAAGAAGGUGUUUUGCAGAGUACAUUUCAAUGCUCAUUGUCAUUCGGGCGAUUGUGAAUUAGCGCCAAAACCAAAAGAAAUUAACCUUAAGAAUGAUGACCAAAUAUUCAGGUGUUCAGAGAAAGGAUGUAGAAAAGGGAAUCUUCACGAAAUGUUGUGUACCAAGUGUAACAAACACUUUUGUAUAGAGCAUAGAUUUCAUCCGUCAUGUCCAGAAAUAGAUGAUGAGACCAUGGCGUUUAAAAUAGAACAACUAGAAGCUCCUAGAAGGCAGUUUCAAGAAGCAAAUAAACAUUUACAAGAAAAGAUCACGGAGAAUAUUAGAAAAGCCCUUCAGUCUUCUGCCAAAGUUAAAACAGCGUCAAAGAUACAUCUUAUGAGAUUAAAACAAAAGGCGAAAGGACCAAAAACAGUAACUCCAAAAGACAGAAUUUAUUUUGCUAUUAAAAAACCUAUAAAUGUGGAAGCUAAACCUGUAAAAGUCAUCAGCGAUUUUGAGAAUUUAAGGAAAAUUGACACAGUUGUUUUAGAUCCUGACUUAAAAGACACAAAUCCUGUGUUCAUUAGUGCAACAUGGAGUCUCGGGCGAGCUAUAGACAGUAUAUGUGAUAGCUGUAAUAUUCAAAAUGAUAAUAACAAAGUUGGUCCAACUAAGUUAAGGAUAUUUCGUCAGCUAGAUGGUUACUGUAUAAGCCCUGUCAAGAUGGAUGUGGAUAUCCAAGAUUUAAUUAAAAAUGAAAUUUUAUUAGAAGGCGAUAAAUUAGUUAUGGAAUAUAUAAGUACAGAUGUACUCAAUUGUCUUGACGAUACUGCUCAAGUUUUUAUAAAUUGUGAAUAA
Pieris macdunnoughi is the source of this 918-nucleotide messenger RNA. The record is from the annotation of a GenBank genome assembly. NCBI's taxonomy places the organism in Eukaryota, Metazoa, Arthropoda, Insecta, Lepidoptera, Pieridae.